UCGAGAACCAUCCCAUCUCAAUCUUACCACCUCUUAUGUGUAUAUAAACCCGACACCCCAUGCUCACUUCCCCACUCCAAAACACCAACUUCCAUCCUUUCCUCGUCCUUCAAUAAUUCAUACUAACGCUACUCCUGUCAUCCUCCCUACAUACCUUGUCUUCUACCAGAGCUAACAUGGCAUCACUAGUGUUUCCUCUCUUAGCGUGCUUUUUGAUGGCCACUGCCUCGGCUGGCAACUUCUACCAGGAGUUCGACAUCACCUGGGGUGAUGGGCGUGGCAAGAUCCUCGACAAUGGCCAGCUCCUAACUCUCGCCCUCGACAAAGCCUCCGGCUCCGGCUUCCAGUCCAAGAACGAGUAUCUCUUUGGCAAAAUCGACAUGCAGCUCAAGCUUGUCCCUGGGAACUCCGCUGGCACCGUCACCGCCUACUAUCUUUCUUCACAAGGACCGACUCACGAUGAGAUCGACUUCGAGUUCCUUGGAAACCUCAGUGGAGAACCCUACACUCUCCACACCAAUGUGUUCACCCAGGGGAAGGGGAACAGGGAGAUGCAGUUCCACCUCUGGUUCAACCCCACCGAGGACUUCCACACCUACUCCAUUCUCUGGAACCCCGAACACGUUAUCUUCAUGGUUGAUGGCACACCGAUCAGAGACUUCAAGAAUAUGGAGUCCAAGGGUGUUGCGUUUCCAAAGAGCCAACCCAUGAGGAUCUACUCCAGCCUUUGGAACGCUGAUGACUGGGCCACACAGGGUGGACGCGUCAAGACCGACUGGACCAAAGCUCCCUUCACUGCCUCGUAUAGGAAUUUUAAUGCCGAUGCCUGCAUCUGGUCCUCCGGUACCUCCAGUUGCAAUUCGCAGAAAUCCGACUGGUGGAACCAAGAGCUGGAUUCCACGGGCCAGGAGAGGAUGAGGUGGGCGCAGGAGAACUACAUGAUCUACAACUACUGCACUGAUCUGAAGCGGUUCCCUCAGGGCCUCCCACCAGAAUGCUCCAUAGCCUGAAGCAAGGAUAAGAAUUAUGACCAAGCACAUAGUCGUUCUUUGAUUGAUUUGUUCUUCUAUGAGGACGCCAACAUUUAAUUUUUUUUAUUGUCCUUCCUGUUAAUAGACAGAAACACUGUGUAUAUUCUGCAUGUAAAAAAAAAGUACCUUGAAUUAAAAUAAAAAGCACCAGGUGUUCUGCUGGAAUUCAAGAA
Elaeis guineensis (African oil palm) is the source of this 1204-nucleotide messenger RNA. Its product is annotated as probable xyloglucan endotransglucosylase/hydrolase protein 23. The record is from RefSeq and is a predicted model, not a curated record. Gene Ontology annotation, molecular function: hydrolase activity, hydrolyzing O-glycosyl compounds; xyloglucan:xyloglucosyl transferase activity. Gene Ontology annotation, cellular component: cell wall; apoplast. Gene Ontology annotation, biological process: cell wall biogenesis; xyloglucan metabolic process. NCBI's taxonomy places the organism in Eukaryota, Viridiplantae, Streptophyta, Magnoliopsida, Arecales, Arecaceae.